Molecule: messenger RNA, 2237 nt
Organism: Triplophysa rosa
Lineage: Eukaryota; Metazoa; Chordata; Actinopteri; Cypriniformes; Nemacheilidae
Gene: saraf
Product: store-operated calcium entry-associated regulatory factor
Exons: 5
Coding region: 404-1435 (343 amino acids)
Biological process (GO): regulation of store-operated calcium entry
Cellular component (GO): endoplasmic reticulum membrane
Source: RefSeq, a predicted model, not a curated record
GCUUAUUCUCUCAUCAUCAGAAACAAUAUUAGCCAAAUUGAUUUUAGCAACUGAUCGGGUUAUAUUUACUACAUUCGCGGGAUAAACAGACGACGCUAAUAACGUUAAUGAUGUUGUGUGAUCGGUUGUAUAUAGUGUGCAUCUUUAUCUCACCGGGUGUGGUGUGUCUACAGCGUUAACGCUUUUUUUACUGAGUUUGGAGGCUUGCCUUGAACUAGCUUUGGUCGACCGCAGGGCGCAUAACACGGAAGCGGAAGCGAGACAUGUUGCGUUGAGCUGUCAAUUUCAUGUUGUUUACGUCAGAAUUUACUUUGGUUAACAGUUAAAUGUCACGUACGUAGACUAACAUUGACAGUUUACCCGUCAAACACAAGGAUCACGAAGAGAUUUCUCCCGACAUAUCAUGAAGAGCAUUGGAGUUUUAUUCCUGCACGUUUUAACGUUAUUACUCGUACCUCACAUCAGCUGUUGGAACGAUGAUGCUGUGUUACUGCGUGAUGUUCAGGCGCUCACCCUCCACAGAGGUCGCUACACCACAGCACGUCGCUCCAGUCCUGUUCCGCAGCUUCAGUGUGUCGAUGGGUCCGCUGGCUGCGGGGCAUUCGUACCAGAGGUGGUCCAGUGUUACAACAGAGGAUGGGAUGGCAUAGACAUACAGUGGGAAUGUAAAGCCGACAUGGACAACUGGUACAGGUUUGGCCGUGUGGAGGUGUCCUGUGAAGGUUAUAGCAGUCCUAAUGACGAGUAUGUGCUGAGGGGAUCGUGCGGUCUGGAAUACACGCUGGAGCGCACAGCAGAGGGGAAGCAACAGCACAGUCACGACUCCAGGGGCUCAUCUGGUUUUUCAGGCUUUGCCUCUAACUUCUUCCAAGGCUUUUCUAAUCACAAACAACAGCAGAGAGGAGGCCACCAUCAGCCAUCUGAUAACUUUCAAAACAGCCAGUCGGGUGAAGGAGUGGGGGGGCUUAUAGUGGUAGGGAUCCUUCUGCUGUUGGCAUAUGGUGUGUACAAGAUGUUUCUAUGCAGCCCUACUCACGGCCGUCAAGGUUACUACGGCGAUGGCUUUCAAGACUUCGGAGGGGCUUGGGAUAACAGCCAUGGCACAGGACCACCUCCUCCUGGAUUUAAGACAGAUUAUUACGCAGACCAGUCCAGCUCAGGGCCCGGCUAUGGUUUUUCUGAUGAAUACACCAAACCUCAGGGUUCUUGGACUGGUUCCACUUUUGGAAGACGAUCUGGUGGCGGUGGCGGUGGCGGCGGCGGCGGUGGGUUUUGGACUGGAAUGGGAGCAGGUUCACUUCUGGGAUACCUGUUUGGGAACCAGAGACGCCAACCACCGAUGGGACCAUCACACUCCUACAGACCUUCUCCAGCACCACAAACAAGUUCAGGAACACGUACUGCUUCAGGUUUCGGAGGAACUAAAAGAAGAUAAUUAAAGACGAAAGAUGAAUGAUGGAUAUCCACUCUCACAAACUUCACACAUGGGUCAGGAUUGGGACGUUACCUGACAUAUUGAUCUUGAAUAAUUUGUUUCUAUUUUCUUAAACUCAUUUAAGACCCCUGGCCGUCUUCUUAACUAGUAGGCCUGUGGAAUGAUUGAAAAGUGCUGUUUGCUAGACAUUAAGUUGCAUUUUCAUUUUUUAUAACAGAAUUUUCUGUUUUGUGCAAAGCUUUUUUGACUUGAUUGUCUUUAUUUUACUUUAAAAUAGGCUAUACGAUUGUAUAAAUUUCUGGUUUGACAGUUUUGUGGCUUUUUAGUACAGAAAAUUCUGGAUUGUGGCUGUAUGUAACUAAAGCUGUUGACUAUUCAAACUUUCACAUGGUCUUUAAUUCCAGGUCUUUGUAUGGAAUUGAUUUGCUAUUUUUAGAAAAUACUGUAAUUUCGUAAUUGCUGUAAUGUUGACAACAUGACUAAGCAUCUUGUUUGUGAAUAAUGACACAACGACUUGUUGUGAUGAAGGAUUUAGAACACGUUACAGGCUUUUGCAGGUGUGUUGCUGUUUGUAUGAAUUGUGUUGUAAAAUGCACUUGAUUUAAAUUUGGAUGAUUCGAGAUGCACCAAGGCGGCUGAGGAAAAUCUCGGUCACAUAUAUUGAAAAUGUAUAUGACAUAUUUUGUGUACAUGCAAUAUUUUUAAAUGUUAAAUAUACAAGUAUGUGACAUUUGAAUCCUAAACAUUACAUGAAAUAAAGAAAUGCACGUGCACAUAAAACGAUCUUCAUUUGUUUCUAAAC